UCUCUUUCGCUAUUUGUACGAAUGUCAUUAGCGUGUGUUUCUUUUUCUGUAUCUUUCUUUACUUUUUAGGAAUAUUAUUAAAUAGCGGCAUUAGUUAAAUACAAGUUAAAUCGUGUGGUUGUCGCAAAUACUCCGCUCGAUACAAGUAAAUAUUUUCUAAAAAGCAUUUAAAUUCCAUCAACAAAAACAACAUGGUUUACGCUGUCAAGAGCAAGUCCGAUUUCGAUCAACAACUCGAAAAUGCUGGUGAAAAAUUGGUGGUAGUUGAUUUCUUUGCCACCUGGUGUGGUCCCUGCAAAAUGAUUGCCCCCAAAUUGGAAGAACUUUCCAAGGAAUAUGUUGACAAAAUUGUCAUUAUCAAGGUUGAUGUUGAUGAAUGUGAAGAUAUUGCCAUGGAAUACAACAUCUCCAGCAUGCCCACUUUCAUUUUCAUCAAGAACAAGCAAAAGGUUGAAGAAUUUGCCGGUGCCAAUGCCGAAAGAUUGACCAACACAAUCACAAAAUUGGCUUAAAUUUAAAUUUUAUAAAUUUAUAAUAAAAAUUGUGCAUAAUUUAACACUCCUCCGCAGCACACUUCUAAAUACCCUAACACAUAGUCCAAUUCAAUAUAAAUAUUCAUAUAAAUAUGAUUUAAAGUUUUUAUUUAUACCUUAUUUUUUAUAAUUUUUCUUUUUUUAAAUUUUGUUUACAUUUAUUUGUAAUUUAUUUACUUUUUUUUAAUUCUACACAAAAUUUCGUUUAUUAUUGUGAAAAUCCGUUGUGAAAAAAUAACAUUCUUAAAACAAUAAAAACCAAAACUUAAUAAAAGACAUUGAAGUUGUUGUAAAAUCAGUUA
Messenger RNA from Lucilia sericata (common green bottle fly), 835 nucleotides. It is a transcript of the gene Trx2, whose product is annotated as thioredoxin-2. Bases 192 to 512 code for a protein of 106 amino acids. Lineage: Eukaryota; Metazoa; Arthropoda; Insecta; Diptera; Calliphoridae. The transcript has 3 exons. The record is from RefSeq and is a predicted model, not a curated record. Gene Ontology annotation, molecular function: protein-disulfide reductase activity.